AUUUUUUUCCUUAAGCGAGAGUACAGUACCGUCCUGUAAGCUGCUUCAGAGCGUCUGGUCGGCGGCCUCGGAGAGCCAUGGAGGGGAAGCGGCCGCUAGUAGUCUUGUUCGAUCUCGGCGGCGUCCUUUUGGGUAGCACUCAGAUACUUUUCCGAACUCUGGAGAAGACUGUGGGCUUGCCUGGAGGUUUUUUUCAAAAAGUCGUUCAACAUGGUGGCUCUGAUGGACCUUUCUCCAAAGGGAUGACUGGACAGAUUGGAUUAACUCAGCUUAUUGCUGACUUUGAAGAUGAUUGCAAGGAAGUUUCUUCUGCUUCUAAUAUCCCCCUCCCUGAAAACUUCUCACUGAGCGAGAGUUUUGGCAAAACGAUGGCAAAAAGUGGCUUGAGUGUACCCUUCCUGAAGGCUGCUAUGCUUCUCAAGAAAAAUGGUUUCAGAAUUGCUGUCUUGACAAACAACUGGAUUGAUGAUACUCCUAGCAGGCAUCACACAGGGUUUGUCUUAUGUCUGCUGAGGAAAUACUUUGAUAAGGUGAUUGAGUCUUGUCGGAUUGGCCUGCAGAAACCAGACCCCAAGAUUUACGAGUAUGCAUUACAUGAGCUGAAUGUAACACCUGAGGAGGUUAUUUAUCUGGAUGACAUUGGUGCAAACUUAAAGCCUGCUCAGAAGAUGGGGAUGACAACAAUCCUAGUGAAAGAAGCUGAUUCUGCUUUGAAGCAGCUUCAAGAUCUGACUGGGGUUCAGCUUCUUGACCAGGAAGAAUAUCUUCCUUCAGCAUGUGAACCCCAGGAUGUGGCCUAUGGAUUUGUAAAAAUCAAGCCAGACACUGAGUUGCACUUUGUAGAGAUGGGGAGUGGUCCAGUGAUUUGCCUCUGCCACGGAUUUCCAGAGUCCUGGUUUUCUUGGAGGUUCCAGAUUCCUGCCCUUGCUGAUGCUGGCUUCCGAGUCAUUGCCUUGCAAAUGAAAGGCUAUGGGGAUUCUGUGGGUCCACCAGAUACAGAAGCAUAUUCUCAGGAAGAAAUUUGUAAGGAUUUGGUGAUCUUUCUGGACAAAAUGAGCAUUGUUCAGGCGACAUUCAUUGGUCAUGAUUGGGGUGGUGUCACAGUGUGGAAUAUGGCUCUCUUUUACCCAGAGCGAGUCAAGGCAGUGGCUGGAAUAAACACACCUUAUACGCCUUCAAAAGUUGGAGUGGAUAUUGUGGAAAGGCUAAAACUCAUUCCUGUUUUCGAUUAUCAGUUCUACUUCCAAGAGCUAGGAGUCGCAGAGGCUGAACUGGAGAAAGAUAUAAUCCGAACUCUGAAGAUUGUGAUCCGAUCUAGCAGGAAGGAGGAUGAAAUGGGAGGACCUUCUCUUAGUACAGCUGGAGUUAGGAAGCGAGGGGGGCUGUUGGUGGGACUUCCUGAAGACCCACCUCCAAGUUCUCUUCUUCCAGAGCCAAUCCUCCAGUACUAUGUACAACAAUAUCAAAAAUCUGGAUUCAGGGGUCCACUGAACUGGUACCGAAACAUGGAAAGAAACUGGUCUUGGGGUGCUACUGCCCAGGGCAGAAAGAUCACAGUUCCUGCCCUGAUGGUCACUGCUGGAAAGGACAGAGUCCUCAGUCCAGAAAUGAGCAAGCACAUGGAGAACUGGAUUCCGCAUUUGACUCGUGGACAUAUUGAAGACUGUGGGCAUUUCACACAAAUGGAGAGGCCUGCAGCUCUGAACAAAAUCCUGAUCGAAUGGCUGGAAGAUGUUCACAAAAAUGCUUCAUUGCAAAAAAACGCCAAGCUUUGAAGAGGACUUCAGAUCACAAAUUGGCUAAACCGUUAGCCAAUUCAUUUAUGGAACGAGGAAAUAAUUCAUAAGAUAAUUGAUUAUGGAGCUCUUGCAGUGCUUUUGGAAUUAAUAUAUGGUUGAUCUUUGAAAAAUUCAAUGCAUUGGAAAGAAUUAGUUAUGAUCCACACAAAAUGGAGUUUUAAAAAAUAGCCUAAACAGAAUGCUGAAAACAUAACCAUACUGAGAUUAUGCUGUCCUUUGAUAGCAAUCCUUUUGAUUAUUUUGAGUCAGAGAGAGAAAAAAAUAGAAGAAAAUUCAUAAUGGCCCAGCUCUGUUCACACAUUGUUUGGACCAUGUUUUAUUUAAGCAGAGAUUACUGAGUGGAUAACAAUUGGAUGGGUUCAUGUAGUAUACUGUGUCCAAACCAAAUAGUACUGCCCUUUAACACAAGGUAAGAGCUAUGGUGGCAGAAUACAGUAUGGCAUCUCUGUUCACUACCAGGAGUUCGAUUCUCACCGGCUUAAGUUUGACUCAGCCUUCCAUCCUUCUGAGGUCAGUAAAAUGAGGACGCAGAUUGUUGGGGGCAAUAUGAUUUAUUUAUUUUAUUUUUUUAUUUUUUUAUUUGCAUUUAUAUCCCGCCCUUCUCCGAAGACUCAGGGCGGCUUACACUGUGUUAACCAAUAGUCUUCAUCCAUUUGUAUAUUAUAUACAAAGUCAACUUUUAUUGCCCCCAACAAUCUGGGUCCUCAUUUUACCUACCUUAUGACUCUAAACCCCUUAGAGAGGGCUGUAAAGCACUAUGAAGCAGUAUAUAAGCCUAAGUGCUAUUGCUCUUGCUGAUUUGUGAUCCAGUUAUAGUUUCCCUAACAUAUUGGAAUCAAGUUUAAAUCCUAAUUUGUGGGCAGCUUAAAUCACAGCUUCUCAGUUCAGAUGGAUCUAAAAGGGAUUUAACAAACUCAGGAUGCAUCAUCUGAAACAGGCAAAAGGCAGGACAAAAACGUUUGAUUAAUGCUGUGAUUGGAGAUGGGGUUGCUGUCCAGAUAUUGGUAUCAGUAUUAUUAUGAUAGACUUUUUGGGCUGUGGCAGAUGGAAGUUGUGCUCACAAACUUCUGGAGAGUCAUAACCCUGUACUGGACUAACUCUGGUAUUCAGUUUAACUUCAUGAUUCAUGUACCUUGAUGAACGUAUCUUUUCUUUUAUGUACACUGAGAGCAUAUGCACCAAGACAAAUUCCUUGUGUGUCCAAUCACACUUGGUCAAUAAAAAAUUCUAUUCUAUUCUAUUCUAUGCUUAUGAACGUUCAAGUGUUUGUUUUGCAACAGUUUGUGUUCAUUUCUGAAAAGAUACUAUUGAUUGGAGUUUUUCAAAUUGUGUUCCACUGGAAUCCUAGGUUUUCACAAGAAAUUGAUGGGGUUUGGCAAGAGAAUGAGGAGAAAAAUUCAUUCAAAAGUGGCUAAAUUUGUACCACUGGAAUUCCUGGGAUUAUUUUUUGCCUUUAACUAACAAAUUUUGGCUGAAAAAAAUUGAACAUGCCAUAUGUCUACUAUUCUUUCAUGCAACUGUAUUUUUUCCUGGGAUCAAAGGGAGAAAAGAUGGCUCCAUCCAGAGUCAUUUGCAUCUUCCAACCCUCCUUUUGUGAAUUGAACCUGAAGCACUACACGUAUGUGUUGUGUGUAGCCAUGUUAGCAAUCACUUAGAGAACCCGAAACCCUUCUGAAUUUCUUGUACAAAGUAGAAAGACAUGAAACUUAAACAGAAAUAUUUCUUUGCAUACUUUGCAAAAAAGUAUGGAUGCUGUUUCUUUCAGCUGAGGUUGGUCUGUAUUUUUCAGCAGAGAUUUUAAAUAGGAGGAUUUGGUACUAAUAUCGUAUUUUUUUCUGCAUAUUGGUGUGCUUUGGUACUGCUGAGAAAAUAAUUGGUUUCUGAAGAAACACAGCUUCUGUUCCUUUUUCUUAAAAUAAAGCAGUCUUUAAGGCACAGUUUCUCAACCUCAGCAAUUUUAAGAAGGGUGGAAUUCUGGGAAUUGAAGUCCACCCAUCCUUAAAUGAACAAUGAGAAUGGUUGGAGACUCCUUUCAGUCUCUUACCGGUUUUGAAUGAUGCUUAAGCUAAUAUCUUCCACCCAGGGUUUGAGGAAAGGUUGAGGAAUCUGUCCUUUAUGCUCAUUUCAUAAAGAUCUCUGCAAUAGGUUGGGAUUUAUGGAUGAUUAGAGCAGUAUUUCAUAACCUUGGCAACUUAAAGAUGGGUGGACUUCAACUUCAUACUGUUUGAGGAAUUCUGGAAAUUGAAGCCCACCCAUCUUAAAGUUCUCGAGGUUGAGAAAUACUGAUUUAAGGCAAUCGCAAGCUGGCUUGGAAUUCUGGGACAAAAAUAAUGGAAUAGAUUUGAGAUCUUUUUUACAUACCAACAUGUGCCUUGCUACAGAAUAAAGCCCCUUGUCUUCACUGAGUGUUACUCUAAGGCAGGGCUGUCAAACUGAAGGCCCACGGGCCACAUGUGUCCCGAGCUGGCCACACCCACGCCCAGUUUAGCGAAGGGGGAAAAAGUCCCGAUGCAUCAGGUGAUGCCGCCGUGACAACGUGAGUUUGACACGCCUGCUCUAAAGCGACACCAGAAAAUGCCUGGACAGCACGUGAGUGGUACAUUCUUGGGUAUGCGGUUAUGUGCUAUUACUUGUAGAAUACCAAUCAAUAGAAUAAAGUUUUGGAAACAGUA
This is a messenger RNA of Ahaetulla prasina, 4471 nucleotides long. RefSeq names its product epoxide hydrolase 2 (gene EPHX2). The record is from RefSeq and is a predicted model, not a curated record. Gene Ontology annotation, cellular component: peroxisome. Gene Ontology annotation, molecular function: magnesium ion binding; lipid phosphatase activity. The coding region runs from base 78 to 1775 and encodes 565 amino acids. NCBI's taxonomy places the organism in Eukaryota, Metazoa, Chordata, Lepidosauria, Squamata, Colubridae. The transcript has 19 exons. Gene Ontology annotation, biological process: cholesterol homeostasis; phospholipid dephosphorylation.